AGUGCGCUUGCUCUGCUGCGCUCCGCUUUAAGUGAUGUAGUAUAAGCGGAACCCAGAGGAAGUUCUAGCAGACUGAAGACAUUCAAAGGUUUUAUCGAAGCGUUGACGGUUCAGUUUACUCGCACUAAGUGGAACAGCAACAGAGAGUACGUCUGUCUUAGCCCACAACAAAAGGCUUGUUACUUUGACUGUAUUACGUGUGGUGGCUAUAGCGAGAUAUGACCGCUAUAUCCGCUGAUGACCGACUGAUCGGCAACUGAAUAUUUUCUAUGCUGCAGCUUAGGAGACAGAUUCCGAGAAAAAACCUAAGGCUACAGUUUCUGUAGCAGGAUCAGUUGUGCUGGUGGUGUGCGUUGCAAACAGACGUACAGAGGGACGGGGUGGUGAAAUGAAGUGAGACGCAGCAGUGGCUGAGCGAGUGGUUGCUGGGUAUUUUCAGAGCAUGGCCGCGCCGCUGGCCGUGCGUGCGGUAUUUGUGUCCUCGUAAGUGAGGUGUAAUGAAAAACUGUCUCAGCCAUCUCUGCUGCUUUACCCGGCGUAAACACUCAAACCAACACAGUCUCGGUGUCUCGCCGGACAACGAAUACUUCCAUCUCAACGAAAUGGCGGUUGGAAGUAGCGAUCGAACGGCGGACGAACUCCACCAGACCCAGCAUCAUCCUUAUCAUCGUCAUCACAAUGAUCAGCAAGCGCCGUUCAAUAAUAGCCACCAACAUCAUCAUGGGGGCAGUGGUCAUUGGCCACAGCAGCAGCAGCAGCAGCAGCAGCAGCAGCAGCAGCAGCACCACCAACAGGAGUGUAGAAAGAGUCCGUCGUGUGUCAGCUUUUUCAGUGAAGACGAAAAAAAUCAUUUGGCUUUGGCCGCCCGCAAGGCGAAGGCUGAAACGCGGGACGGGGCUGCGGCUCUCUCAAAUAUUCUUUCGCAGGAGUUGGAUUCGAACGACGUAGCUCAAGCGAGGGGUAUCUACGAAGGACAGUUAUACAAGUAUACAAAUGUUGUAAAGGGCUACCAGUAUCGAUUCUUUGUGCUCAAUCGAGAGCUGGGCACACUUGAAUACUAUAUGCUCGAGGAUAUCAAGAAAACACGUCCAAGGGGAGCGAUGCACCUCGCGGGCGCCGUAAUCUCACCAUCGGAGGAAGAUGGGCAGAUGUUCACUAUAUCGGCGGCCUGUGGAGAAAUCUACAGACUGAGAGCACAAGACUCGAAAAAGCGCCAACUUUGGGUCAACCGGAUGCGCUCGGUAGCUGAGGCACACACCGACUCUAUCGGACUUAAACAUCCGCCGCUUCCAGUUGUUGGGGCAGGGGGCGGCAUUGGCGUUAAGGAUAAGGAAAACAGCAGGCCACAACCUCCCGGAGUACUACCAUGUCCUGGCGAGGCAUUUCAGUCACUGCAGCAAAAACUGGCUGAAGCAAACACGGCGUUUAGGGACCUUGCCAUUGCAAUCGAAACGUUACCAAAUGCUAUGCAAAUCAAACCACACGAUCAGGACCUAUUACUGUUAAAGGCCACCUCAACAGCGACUGUUGUGAGUUUGGAGCAGUGUUUUUCGUUGCUUGCCGAGCAGAGACACGGCCACCGAACGGCCCAGCAGGGAACGCCAGGCCACGGAAGUCGAAAAAACCACGGUCAUAAACAGCAUUCAAAGAAACUUAAGAAAAAACUUCGCGACUGGGCUCAUCAACCGUUCAGACCUGUAGUCCAACAGUCGACCUCGGCGGGGGAGUGUAAGGCAACCAUCUCAUCAGCUCACUCAUCUGCGGCUCUUCCCCACGUCACUAGUGAAAGCACAUUGGUCUCAAUGCAAACAGCGCGAAGUUCAGGAGGAGAAAUUUCGGACGAGGAGGUGGGAUCGCCUUUUGAUGGGCAAGGCCCUGCUCAAGUCCACCAAGGCCCUAUUCGCGAAACAGACAUCUUUCCAUCUACUGAAGAUAAGGAUGCGAUAUUGACACUACUGGGCCAACUGAAGCUUGGCACUGAUUUGACUCGUGUAUCUUUGCCCGUUUUUGUGCAAGAGCCGCGCUCACUGCUAGAGCUCUACGCGGAUCUUUUCUCGUAUGCGCCGCUUUUCGUUGCUAUUUCCGAUGGCAAAACAGAUGAGGAUCGCAUGCUGGCCUGCAUCCGUUGGCUUUUAUCAGCACUGUUCGCUACCAGACGAGGACUGGUGGCUCGCAAGCCGUUUAAUCCUGUAUUGGGGGAAUCUUUCCGGUGCUCGUUCAGGCUUCCACGCUCCGUUGAAGACAACGGAAACCCUCCGCCCAGGGUCACCUUUGUCGCCGAACAGGUCAGCCACCAUCCUCCGAAAAGCGCAAUCUACGUUGAGUGUAUCGAACGUGACAUGAAAUGCGAAGCAUCAUUGACCGUGAAAGCUUCAUUCAUGAACAUGUUCGUUGGCAUCGAAUUCCUCGGCUCCCUUGGCGUCGAACUGAUAAAUAUUAAUGAACGGUAUGUGGUCACACUGCCCCAAAUGGCAUGUCGUUCUCUGGUCUCACGUCCCUAUUUUGAAUUUAGCGGAAAAAUGAGGGUGCGUUGUUCGAAGACUGGCUGCUCUGCUACGAUCAGCUUUCCAUCAAAGCAGCUUGUUGUUGGCCCGGAAAAGAUCACUUCUUCCACUUCUGAGCUUCCUACGGCCCCGGACCCGCCAUUCCACGGCGCUAAAAUGCAUGGGGUUACUGUGGAAAUGCGCAACCGGGAGAACAAUAUUUGCCUUCGCGGACAGGGGCAUUGGAACGAGAGUGUGUCCUUUUCGAGGGAAGCCGGAGAUCUUCAACAUCACUUCGAAUUUAACAUUCGCUCAAAGGAACAGUGCUGUAAACGAGUGCGCCCUCUCGCCGAACAAGAUGCCAAUGAGUCUCGGCGAGUAUGGGCACACGUGUCACGGGCACUGCAGCAGGGCGAUUUCGAGGCGGCAUCAGGCUAUAAAUUCCAAUUAGAGGAGACCUAUCGGAAGAUGAAUCAAGGUGGCGACCAAAAUAAAGAUAAGGUUUCAGGAGGAAGCCGGCAUGAUAGGCAUAUGGCGAGCUCUCGAGCAUUCGAACCAAAACUUUUCCGCUUAGUUCGGCGUAUGGAAUCAAAUUCGUCUCUCUGUGAUUAUGAAUACAAGCACGCCCUGCAACAACAGCAGCAGCCGCCGAUCCAACAACAGCAAUCGAGUCCACAAUAGGACUAUUUCUUCGUUGUGGCAGUGAACGAACGUUACGACCGUAUAUAUGUAUACUUGAGCACUGAAGGAAGUCUGCACCUAAGGGCAAAAAACGUAUAUACUGAGUAUCAAGGAACAGAUCCGCAGUAAAUGAGGUGGAUGAAGAAGAUACACUGCACGAAUAGGCUGUGUUUUAUGAGACUGUACGGGUUGUAAAAUAACAAAUCGUCGGAGUUCUUAUGAAUCGAACACGAUGGGUGCACGUAAUGUAUCGGUCAGUGUAGGGGGGCGAGACAUAUUACUAAAUUCAGCUGUAUUUUCGUGUGCGGUAGUGGUGGCAAAUAGUCGUCUAUAAAAUGCUGAUUAAAUAAGGCAGCUGCAUAUACUGUUUUGAAAUAAAUGGCUGUUUCCUUUACUCUACCUCUACCAGUUCCGUCGUGCGUUUGCUUCGCCGAGAUGAGACCCCCGAUUACAAAGAUGUUUCGAUGAGCGACGAUGUGGCGGCGGGCUAUCGUCAGCUUAGGCUAUCUGUCCUUAGACGGAAAGAGUAUCCCUAAAAAGAAAAAGUACAGUGAAGGUCAUUUGAGUGGCUCGCAUCAAAACAGAGCCCGGAGCAACUUUUAUUGUAGCAAUAUUAUAUAACAAUAAUUACAACGGGAGUAAUAUCAAUAAUAUGGGGCGCAAUAUCAAAAUAUUCAUUGCAAAAUGAAUGUGACUCUGAGUCUGACGGUUUUCAGAACUUAUCUCUAUCUAAGCGGGAUAACUGUGAAUAGAGGCGCCAAUAGCCACGACUGGUCAUGACGGGGGCUAGUAUAAUGUGGAUUCAGGUACGUCAGUGUUCGGGUUGGACAGGAAAUGCACGAUGCACGUAAGAAGAAAAUCGUUACCAACAACUGACGAGAUCGAAGGCUAACACUCGCCAGCCGAUCGAACUGGAUCAUAGUGAUGAUCGUGUUUACUUAAAAGCUUCUAACAACGCAGCCUUGAGCGUAUCGCUGUUUGCUAUGCGAUACGUCGACGCCUUCGUUAUAGGUACCGGUAACUGUAGAAUUAAAAUUUUUCCUCAAUGGUUGCCAUAAAUUGCACCGCUUAACCUAGAAUUGAACGUAAAAGAUAACCCAAAGUGCUCUAGCUUAACAAAUGUCGAGGUUAUGUGUAUUAAAUUCCUGUAAUUAUAUAAUUCUGUAUUUUGCCAGCAUGCGCCUUCAUGACAUCGACAUGGCAUAGAUUUUUUCGAGUUGCCGUUAAAAAAUAAUAAUGUUAUAUAUUCAUCCAUGGUCUAUAUCAGUGCUGAUCUCGUGCGUUCGUUGACAGUUACCGACCUCAGUCAGCCUGCGUAGCCUAUCAUCGCUGAAUGGUGAUGCAGUGAGCUGAAAAUAACGAGCCUUGUAUAGGUGUUUCACAUUGGCAACAAGUAAUGACCACCUGUAAGAUGGCCAGUUACUUCGCUGUGGGCUCCAAGAUAAAUGGAGUCUCGUCCCUUUGCCAGGUUCACGCAGGUUGAAAGUUUUUUGUUUGUUGUUUACAUCGAAUUACGAUAUUUUCGAUAGUACCCACAUCGGAUCUGAAAUUUUUUGGAGUGAGCUUGUUCUCAACAACAAAUAAUAUAAUAUUCCGCCCACAACCCGCAGUUAUAUUCAAUUGAAUGUGAUCGCCGUAAUUAUGUGCUACGGGUGUUGGCAAAAAAGAAACAUUAAGUAAUUUCCCAUUAAUUAUGAAAUUAUAAAUCCUGCCAGCUCCCUGGUAGUCAAUUUUCAAUAGCGCAGUAUGAACAAUGUAAUAUUGGCAGAGUCUGAAAGGUUAUGUUACAGACGGAAAUAAGAAAUGUCGCGUGAACUCCGUACGCUCUAGUCCUCACGUGUGUGCUAGUGCCUUUGUCUGAUCUGUGUCUUUUAUGAUCAUCUAGAAGUUCUCGUGUUUCUCAUAUGUUGUCGAUGAGGCCGCACCCGUGAGGAGUGUACGUGAACACCAUUUAAAUUUUCUCGUCACCCAUAGAUGACACGGAAAUAUACGCAUCGCUGCGUUGAGAUACCAAUAAGUUAUCUUAAAUACAACUCCCAUAAACGAUGGUACAAAUGUAAGUUAAAUAGAACACUUCUUUUUGUUAAAACCCUAGAAAUGAAGUAACAUUACACUAGUUCUAAGGGAAUAUGCGUGUGGCAUAUAAUGGCUAUGCGAUAUGCGCAAGCGGCUAACGCUCAAUCAAGUGUGUGAGUGAGCGUAGGACAAUAACAAGGAUAAUGUAACGUAUUCUUUGGUAGACAGGUGGAUUUUUCUGCAAAACUGGGCCUAUCGCGUACUGUUCUACAUUCAUAUAUAUAUAUAUAUAUAUAUAUAUAUAUAUGGAUUGCAAA
Messenger RNA from Varroa destructor (honeybee mite), 5497 nucleotides. Its product is annotated as oxysterol-binding protein-related protein 11-like. Gene Ontology annotation, cellular component: cytosol; membrane. Lineage: Eukaryota; Metazoa; Arthropoda; Arachnida; Mesostigmata; Varroidae. Gene Ontology annotation, molecular function: sterol binding. The record is from RefSeq and is a predicted model, not a curated record.